Molecule: messenger RNA, 722 nt
Organism: Cryptotermes secundus
Lineage: Eukaryota; Metazoa; Arthropoda; Insecta; Blattodea; Kalotermitidae
Gene: Rpb11
Product: DNA-directed RNA polymerase II subunit RPB11
Exons: 4
Coding region: 235-588 (117 amino acids)
Biological process (GO): transcription by RNA polymerase II
Cellular component (GO): RNA polymerase II, core complex
Molecular function (GO): protein dimerization activity; DNA binding
Source: RefSeq, a predicted model, not a curated record
UAGUUGUAAGAGGUCACGGCCGUCACGGCGGUUAUGUUGCCUGGUAAUAGAGUCGAAUUGCAUCUUCCAGGUUAUAAGAACGCAUAAGGUUAGGAAUUUGGAACAGGUUAGAAAGUUCACUAGGUUCAUCAUAGGUUGUUUUAAAUUUGUGCUCUGGGAGGUGUUGGAAGUAGGCGGAAGGUUACUUUAGAUUUUACUGUAAAUCUAAGUGCUGAGAGUUCAUUUAUCAUAAAAAUGAAUGCACCUCCAACGUUUGAAUCAUUCCUCUUGUUUGACGGCGAAAAGAAGAUUAUCAAAGAACAAGAUACGAAGGUGCCAAAUGCUGCGAUAUUCACCAUCAACAAAGAAGAUCAUACACUGGGAAAUAUGAUUAGAAAUCAACUCUUGAAGGACCCUAAUGUACUUUUUGCUGGAUACAAGCUGCCUCAUCCACUGGAACACAAAUUCAUAUUGCGCAUUCAAACAACUAAUGACUACACACCACACGAUGCUCUCAUGAAUGCAAUAACCGAUUUGCUGGCAGAAUUGUCCCUUUUUGAAGAACGGUUCAGGGAAGCAAUUAAAGAGAAGAAAGAGGGGCUAGAUUAAGUAGACAUUAAACUCUUUGAGUGUGCUGUGGUGUGUGUUAAUUUUAGAUGUUCUUCUCAAAAUGUGACUCAUAUAACAUAACUUACAGAAACCACAUUUAUAAUAUUAAAUUUAGCCAAAUUGACAGUUGUAUU